Closterium sp. Naga37s-1 is the source of this 6723-nucleotide messenger RNA. The record is from the annotation of a GenBank genome assembly. Lineage: Eukaryota; Viridiplantae; Streptophyta; Zygnematophyceae; Desmidiales; Closteriaceae.
AUGCCAAGGUAUGGUGACGCCCACAUGCUGCCGGAGGGCGUGCUUUCCGUGCUGGCUGCUGGGGCCGUGCUGCCGCUGCUGCGCUGCCUGCUGCACCCGCACACCAAGGUAUGGUAUGGUGACACCCCCAUGCCAAGGUAUGGUGACACCCCCAUGCCAAGGUAUGGUGACACCCCCAUGCCAAGGUAUGGUGACACCCCCAUGCCAAGGUAUGGUGACACCCCCAUGCCAAGGUAUGGUGACACCCCCAUGCCAAGGUAUGGUGACACCCCCAUGCCAAGGUAUGGUGACGCCCACAUGCUGCCGGAGGGCGUGCUUUCCGUGCUGGCUGCUGGGGCCGUGCUGCCGCUGCUGCGCUGCCUGCUGCACCCGCACACCAAGGUAUGGUAUGGUGACGCCCACAUGCUGCCGGAGGGCGUGCUUUCCGUGCUGGCUGCUGGGGCCGUGCUGCCGCUGCUGCGCUGCCUGCUGCACCCGCACACCAAGGUAUGGUAUGGUGACGCCCACAUGCUGCCGGAGGGCGUGCUUUCCGUGCUGGCUGCUGGGGCCGUGCUGCCGCUGCUGCGCUGCCUGCUGCACCCGCACACCAAGGUAUGGUAUGGUGACGCCCACAUGCUGCCGGAGGGCGUGCUUUCCGUGCGGGCUGCUGGGGCCGUGCUGCCGCUGCUGCGCUGCCUGCUGCACCCGCACACCAAGGUAUGGUAUGGUGACGCCCACAUGCUGCCGGAGGGCGUGCUUUCCGUGCUGGCUGCUGGGGCCGUGCUGCCGCUGCUGCGCUGCCUGCUGCACCCGCACACCAAGGUAUGGUAUGGUGACGCCCACAUGCUGCCGGAGGGCGUGCUUUCCGUGCUGGCUGCUGGGGCCGUGCUGCCGCUGCUGCGCUGCCUGCUGCACCCGCACACCAAGGUAUGGUAUGGUGACGCCCACAUGCUGCCGGAGGGCGUGCUUUCCGUGCUGGCUGCUGGGGCCGUGCUGCCGCUGCUGCGCUGCCUGCUGCACCCGCACACCAAGGUAUGGUAUGGUGACGCCCACAUGCUGCCGGAGGGCGUGCUUUCCGUGCUGGCUGCUGGGGCCGUGCUGCCGCUGCUGCGCUGCCUGCUGCACCCGCACACCAAGGUAUGGUAUGGUGACGCCCACAUGCUGCCGGAGGGCGUGCUUUCCGUGCUGGCUGCUGGGGCCGUGCUGCCGCUGCUGCGCUGCCUGCUGCACCCGCACACCAAGGUAUGGUAUGGUGACGCCCACAUGCUGCCGGAGGGCGUGCUUUCCGUGCUGGCUGCUGGGGCCGUGCUGCCGCUGCUGCGCUGCCUGCUGCACCCGCACACCAAGGUAUGGUAUGGUGACGCCCACAUGCUGCCGGAGGGCGUGCUUUCCGUGCUGGCUGCUGGGGCCGUGCUGCCGCUGCUGCGCUGCCUGCUGCACCCGCACACCAAGGUAUGGUAUGGUGACGCCCACAUGCUGCCGGAGGGCGUGCUUUCCGUGCUGGCUGCUGGGGCCGUGCUGCCGCUGCUGCGCUGCCUGCUGCACCCGCACACCAAGGUAUGGUAUGGUGACGCCCACAUGCUGCCGGAGGGCGUGCUUUCCGUGCUGGCUGCUGGGGCCGUGCUGCCGCUGCUGCGCUGCCUGCUGCACCCGCACACCAAGGUAUGGUAUGGUGACGCCCACAUGCUGCCGGAGGGCGUGCUUUCCGUGCUGGCUGCUGGGGCCGUGCUGCCGCUGCUGCGCUGCCUGCUGCACCCGCACACCAAGGUAUGGUAUGGUGACACCCCCAUGCCAAGGUAUGGUGACACCCCCAUGCCAAGGUAUGGUGACGCCCACAUGCUGCCGGAGGGCGUGCUUUCCGUGCUGGCUGCUGGGGCCGUGCUGCCGCUGCUGCGCUGCCUGCUGCACCCGCACACCAAGGUAUGGUAUGGUGACGCCCACAUGCUGCCGGAGGGCGUGCUUUCCGUGCUGGCUGCUGGGGCCGUGCUGCCGCUGCUGCGCUGCCUGCUGCACCCGCACACCAAGGUAUGGUAUGGUGACACCCCCAUGCCAAGGUAUGGUGACACCCCCAUGCCAAGGUAUGGUGACACCCCCAUGCCAAGGUAUGGUGACGCCCACAUGCUGCCGGAGGGCGUGCUUUCCGUGCUGGCUGCUGGGGCCGUGCUGCCGCUGCUGCGCUGCCUGCUGCACCCGCACACCAAGGUAUGGUAUGGUGACACCCCCAUGCCAAGGUAUGGUGACACCCCCAUGCCAAGGUAUGGUGACACCCCCAUGCCAAGGUAUGGUGACACCCCCAUGCCAAGGUAUGGUGACACCCCCAUGCCAAGGUAUGGUGACAUCCCCAUGCCAAGGUAUGGUGACACCCCCAUGCCAAGGUAUGGUGACACCCCCAUGCCAAGGUAUGGUGACACCCCCAUGCCAAGGUAUGGUGACACCCCCAUGCCAAGGUAUGGUGACACCCCCAUGCCAAGGUAUGGUGACACCCCCAUGCCAAGGUAUGGUGACACCCCCAUGCCAAGGUAUGGUGACACCCCCAUGCCAAGGUAUGGUGACGCCCACAUGCUGCCGGAGGGCGUGCUUUCCGUGCUGGCUGCUGGGGCCGUGCUGCCGCUGCUGCGCUGCCUGCUGCACCCGCACACCAAGGUAUGGUAUGGUGACACCCCCAUGCCAAGGUAUGGUGACACCCCCAUGCCAAGGUAUGGUGACACCCCCAUGCCAAGGUAUGGUGACACCCCCAUGCCAAGGUAUGGUGACACCCCCAUGCCAAGGUAUGGUGACACCCCCAUGCCAAGGUAUGGUGACGCCCACAUGCUGCCGGAGGGCGUGCUUUCCGUGCUGGCUGCUGGGGCCGUGCUGCCGCUGCUGCGCUGCCUGCUGCACCCGCACACCAAGGUAUGGUAUGGUGACACCCCCAUGCCAAGGUAUGGUGACACCCCCAUGCCAAGGUAUGGUGACACCCCCAUGCCAAGGUAUGGUGACACCCCCAUGCCAAGGUAUGGUGACACCCCCAUGCCAAGGUAUGGUGACACCCCCAUGCCAAGGUAUGGUGACACCCCCAUGCCAAGGUAUGGUGACACCCCCAUGCCAAGGUAUGGUGACACCCCCAUGCCAAGGUAUGGUGACACCCCCAUGCCAAGGUAUGGUGACGCCCCCAUGCCAAGGUAUGGUGACACCCCCAUGCCAAGGUAUGGUGACACCCCCAUGCCAAGGUAUGGUGACACCCCCAUGCCAAGGUAUGGUGACACCCCCAUGCCAAGGUAUGGUGACACCCCCAUGCCAAGGUAUGGUGACACCCCCAUGCCAAGGUAUGGUGACACCCCCAUGCCAAGGUAUGGUGACACCCCCAUGCCAAGGUAUGGUGACACCCCCAUGCCAAGGUAUGGUGACACCCCCAUGCCAAGGUAUGGUGACACCCCCAUGCCAAGGUAUGGUGACACCCCCAUGCCAAGGUAUGGUGACACCCCCAUGCCAAGGUAUGGUGACACCCCCAUGCCAAGGUAUGGUGACACCCCCAUGCCAAGGUAUGGUGACACCCCCAUGCCAAGGUAUGGUGACACCCCCAUGCCAAGGUAUGGUGACGCCCACAUGCUGCCGGAGGGCGUGCUUUCCGUGCUGGCUGCUGGGGCCGUGCUGCCGCUGCUGCGCUGCCUGCUGCACCCGCACACCAAGGUGGUGCAGGCAGCUGCAAGGUCACUGCGUCUGAUCUUCCAGUCCACUCCUGCGCUGCCACGUGGCAGCACUGCUGCAGGGGAUUGGCUCUCGCCCGCCCUCACCCUGCUGCCGUCCCUGCUCGCCUCCCCCAACGAGACAGUGUCAGAGGUGGCAGCGAGUGUGGCAGCGCACUGCGUGCACUCGCACCAGCAACAGGCAGCGCUGGCAGCAGCAGGCGGGCUGCUGUCGCUCUCGCGCCUGCUCGCCUCGUCACCGCGCUGCACCGAUGCCGCUCUGCUCGCCCUGGCGGCGGCUGUCAAGGGCAACCGGCAGCAGGCCGCUGCUCUCGUAGAUAUGGGCGGGGGAGCAGCGCUGGCGGCGGUGGUGAGUCUGACGCGCCACCCAUCCCCCACCACGCGGCUCAAUGCCUGCCGCUGCCUGCUGCACGUCGAGGCAGCCCUCUGGCCGCACGGCGGUGCCAUCACUGCCGUGCCACGCUCCUUCCUCCAGCACCCCGCUCCCACCCUCGCUGCCCUGCCUUCCCCUGCCACCUCCGCAGUUCCACCGGCCACCACCGCUGCUGCCCCUGCCUGUGCUGCUGGCCCACCUCCUGCCACAGCAGCUGCAGCGGCGGCUGCGAGCGUGAGGGCUGAGCGGGUUGCACGCAGCAGCUGCAGCAGCAGCGGCGGCAGCAUUGCAGGCGAUGGGGUUGGACGGGCGGGUGGGCGGGGCGGUGGAGUGAAACGAGAUGCAUGGGGCGGGUUGAAGGCAGGCGGGAUGACCAAGGGCGAUCGGGGCACGUGGCCGGGGCAGCAAGGGCACGAGCAGGCGGUGUGUGGGCGGGAGAGCGAAGAGCAGCGGGCGCACCAUGUGGUGUGCGGGGCGCUUUUGUCCCCUCGCACAGGGCCCCACACGCCUGCCACCGCGCUCGCACCUCCUACUGCUGCCAGUGGCGAGAGGCCGAUGCGCGUGGGUGUGGGCGUGGGCAUGGGAGUGGGCGCGGCGGCGGCAGUGGAUGUGAACGUGGCGGCGGUGGUGCUGGUGGCGCUCAUCAACCUGCUGCCUCUCUCCCACCCGUCCCCCUCAAGCAAGCUAUUCUCGCUGUCUCCCUCCCCCACUUCCUCCUCUCCCCCUCAGGUGGGCGAGCAGGCGCCAAGGCUACUGCAGCAGCUGCUGGGCGGCAGGGAGGACGUGCAGUGGGCGGCCUUCAACGCCCACGCGGCCUCGGAGCUCGUCGCUCUGCUCCGCCCCGCCCCUGCCGCCUCCUCACCGCCCCCCAUCACCUCCUCUUCCUCGCCUCCCAUCCCCUCCUCCUCUGCCUUUCCCAUCCCCUCCUCCUCCCCCCCUCCUCCCAUCCCCCCAUUUCCAUCCUUCCCCUCUCCACUCAUCCCCUCAUCCUCCUCGCCCCCUGCUGCCGCUGCCACCAGACCACUCUUCUCCCGCUCCCCACCCGUUGUAACUUUUGGCUCAGUAGGCUUGGCCGAGCCUACCUCCAACGGCUUGGUAUUCACCGAGCCUAGGGCCACUCGUGGAUGGCUGAGCGGGGUGGGGCGCAGGGAGAGUGCGGAGUUCCCCUCGCGCAGUGCGGUGCAGAGGGAGAGUGCAUUGGCGGCGCUAGCAGUGCUGUGCUCCUCGUGGGAGCCCAUCCGCCGCCAGGCACUCGACCUCAAGGUGCUUCAGCCGCUGCUGCGCUGCCUCGACGCCUCCCAGCCCAUGCCCCUGCGCGCCGCUGCGUGCUCCUGCCUGCACUCGCUCUCGCGCUCCAUCAAGAAUCUCCGCACGGGCCUGUCCACGGCGCCCAUCAUCCUCACCGUGCUCAACCUCGCCGCCUCCCCCGAUGCCUCUGCCCAGUUAGCUGCGGUGUCAGCAUUGGCUAAUCUGCUGCUGGACUUCCGUGGCGACACGGGUGCUCUCGUGCACGCAGGGCUGCUCACCUGCAUGGCCCAGCUCGCAACAGGGGGGCGGGAGGGGUGCGUGCAAGAGGAGGGUGUGAAAGGUGGCGUGAAGGGGAGAAUGGAGAGAAGUGUGGAGGGGUAUGUGGGGGGGAGUGUGGGGGGGGAAGAGGGGGGGAGAAGGCGGGUAGCAGGGGAGGUGGUGGAGCGCAGUGUGAUGGUACUGCGCAACGUGGCUCACUCCGCCACCACAGCUGUGAAGCAGCAGCUGCUCGCCCUCAUGCUGCCCACCACCCUGCCCGCCCUGCUGCUAGACUCCUCGCCAAGUGUGCAGGUGCAGGCAGCGGCACUGCUGCGCAACGUGGCGCACGGAGCAGAGGAGGCCGCCCACCUGCUGCUGGCCCCCGCUGCCCUCCACGGCGCCCUCCUGCGCCUCCUCGCCGCCAAACUGCUGCCCGCCCGCCCACCGCCCCUCAGACCAGCCUUAGCAGGAGGAGCAGCGGGAGGAGCGAGAGGCGCAGUGGGAGGAGACGCAGGAGGGGAUGCAGAGGAGGAGGGUGGGUGGGAUGCGGAGGCAGAGUUGGCGGCAGUGCGGCGGGCUCAGUAUGCGGUGCGAGUGGAGUCCAUGCUGGCUCUGAGCAACGUGGCAGCAGGGGGCGCACAGGCCAAGGACUCUGUGCUGCCGCUGCUGCUGCUGCCUGCCGCCAAGGUCAGGGAGUUUGAAGCCCGUUGGCAGGCAGGAGCAGAGAGUGAAGAAGCCGUGUGUGGGGCGCCAGGGAGCGUGGAAGCAGAUGGAGUGAACGCGGUCGCAUGCAGUGGUGCAGGCUCGAGUCCAAGUGCUGGUGCUUCUGGCAGCAUCAAGGGGCGAGAGGGAAAAGGAAAACCGCUGGUAGCCACCCCUCUGCCCCAUCUUCUCCACCACCACCCACCUUCCAGCUCGAUCCGUCCCAGCAACUCCCCUCCUCCUCCGCUCAUCCUGCACCUGCUGCGCCUGCGUGGCUGCACAUCGCUGCGCCUGGCCUCCCUCUGGUGCCUCGCCAACCUCUGCCGCCCCGCCUGCCCGGGGGCUGACAGGCGAGCUGCUGCGGUGAGGGCAGCAGAGGGCGUGGUGGCGCAGCUGGAGAGGAUGGCAGCGCAAGGGAGCUUCGACAUCGCUUGUCGUGCCAAGCUAGCACUUGACUAUGUGACACGGGAAAGCUGA